CAGCUUACAGCUUUCCCCCCAAAUUUAUUCUCCUUCAACCCCACAAAAUCUUUGUGUGGUGCAAGCUCGGCGUUUUUCAAGAGUCUUUCUCCCCCCCUUCUCUUCUUUUUUCAUCGUUCAACCCAACCUGAUCAACUUGCCACUUUACAUAUCCUUGAUCAGGAUUAAUGCUAUCUUUUGCAAUUCUCCCAAUGUGUUAUUUUCUUCUACCAUUUUUUGAUGGUUAAGCCUUGAUUUUGGGCGAUCAAUAACCAACUCUUGGGCAAGGCUGUUGUCCAUUUCCUAUUUCCUUGACUUUUUUUCACGCCGCACCUAUAACGGCGCAGUCACCUCCAAAUCCGAAAUUCAUUCCCCCAUCAUCAUUCACGAUUCGCAUUCACACUUCCGCUUUUCGCCCUACCUGCCUAUUUUUGAUAAAUAGGCUUUCGCCGUCCUACUAAAAUUCGUCACAUUCAUUUUUAUUUUGAACAUAUUCGAUUGCGCCGAUUUUGUCUAUCAUCGCUGCGAUUCACAAUACCCACAACGAGAUGCCGCCCCGAACCCGAAGUGCAGCAGCCGCUAAAAGUGUUGCUGCGGCGAAGGAGUUAGGUACUGUCGGCAGCAACUCAACUUCUUCGGCGCCUACUCCCACAACGAUCUCAGACAGCGACUACUCUACGCCGGCCACUAGCAAUGCCGUGACUCCAGCACCGUCUGUCUCGGUAUCCGCCAAGCCCUCGACCUCGAAGAGCGGACCCCGUCCUCGUCUAGUCGUCGAACUUCCUGAUCUCGAUCUCGACGGCACUUCGUCAGGCAGUAAGCCUAAGGGUUUUGGUUCGUCAACUACUAGAGGUGCCAGACGCCACCGGCCUGGCCCUAUUUCUUACGUGGAUGACUCGGAAGCUGAGGAUGAUGACGAGUUCUUCCCUAACGACAACUCUGUUAGUGCGAAAGUUGCGCGCAACCUCCAGCGCAUGGAAGAAGAAGAGGCCAUGGCUUACAUCCCGUCAAACAACCGCAAGGGAAAAUCUGUGGCGGGAACAAAGCGAUCAAAUAUAUCUCUUAUCCCCGACUCUGAGGACGAUGAUGAAGCUUUGCCUUCUUCUUUAGGCUCUCGUAAAAAGCAGAAGAUGAUUGUUGCUGAUAGCGAGGACGAGGUAUCUGAACCUGAUGUUCAUUCUGAAGACCACAUUGAGGACUCCGAUGAGAACUCUGACGCCCAUUUUGACGAAGCUUCUGACGAUGAAUCUACAAGGGAUGAACCUCCUAUAGAUCUUUCUCUCGAUGCGCCCCUGGUCCCUACGCGCGCUAAUCGCGGGACCCGUCGUGCAGGUUCUCGUAAGAGGAGCGACUGGAAGAGAGAGAGACUGGAGAUGCAUCAUCCCGAGCUCCUAACCAUGUGGGCUGAACUUGAAGCAAUGCCUGUUGUUAAUGCCGGCUUAGCUGAUCAACCAAGCAAUAUCAAGCGUCAGUUGAAACCCUUCCAACGUGCGGGGCUUGCUUGGAUGAUGGCGAUGGAGCAGACAAAAUGGAAGGGUGGUCUUCUUGGUGACGAGAUGGGCCUUGGCAAGACUAUCCAAGCCGUAUCCCUAAUCAUGUCUGAUUAUCCUGCAAAAGCGCCUACGCUCGUGCUUGUUCCUCCUGUAGCUUUAAUGCAGUGGACAUCGGAGAUCGAUUCGUACACCAACGGACAAUUGAAAACGGUUGUUUUCCACGGUACAAAUCAAAAGGCAAAGCAGAUGAAGGCCAAAGACCUCAAGAAGUUCGACGUUAUCAUGAUGUCAUACAACACGCUGGAGUCCAUGUACCGAAAGCAGGAAAAGGGCUUUAAGAGGCGCGAGGGUACAUACAAGGAGAAAAGCCCCGUUCAUCAGAUCAAAUUCCAUCGUGUCAUUCUUGACGAGGCUCAUUGCAUUAAGUCACGACAAAGCAUGACAGCCAAAGCAUGCUUUGCUCUUAACGUCGAAUUCCGUUGGUGCUUGACCGGCACACCUCUACAGAAUCGGAUCGGCGAGUUCUUCUCGCUACUACGAUUCCUGCGAAUCAUGCCGUUUGCUGCUUAUCUUUGCUCGAGUUGUAAUUGUUCCAACCUUAACUGGGCUGCGGAUGACGAUAGUCGAUGCAAGCACUGCAAUCACGCUAUGAUGCAUCACGUAUCUGUCUUCAACCAGGAACUCCUCAACCCGAUUAUGCGUAACGGCAAUGUCGGGGAGGGAAAAGUGGCUUUUGACAAACUUCGAUUGCUUACCAGCCGAAUUAUGUUGCGUCGCCUGAAAAAGGACCAUACCAGUUCUAUGGAGCUUCCCGUGAAGGAAAUUUACGUGAACCGACAGUUCUUCAGUGAGGAGGAGAAUGACCUUGCUAACAGCAUCAUGAAUAACAGCCAACGCGAGUUCGACACUUACGUCGCUCAAGGUGUUCUGCUUAACAAUUAUGCCAACAUUUUCGGCUUGAUUAUGCAGAUGCGCCAAGUGGCCGAUCAUCCUGAUCUGAUUUUGAAGAAGACUAGCGAGGGCGGACAGAACGUGCUGGUCUGCUGCAUAUGUGACGAACCUGCCGAGGAAGCGAUUCGAUCCAAGUGCAAACAUGACUUUUGCCGUUCUUGCGCGAAGAGUUAUGUUGACUCUCAGAAAAGCCCUGACUGCCCACAAUGCCACAUUCCCUUGUCAAUUGACCUAGAACAACCUGAGAUUGAGCAAGACGAAGUCCUCGUCAAGAAGUCAUCAAUUAUCAACCGUAUCAAGAUGGAGAACUGGACAUCAUCAUCCAAGAUUGAGUUGCUGGUUCAUGAACUUCACCGAAUGCGAUCGGACAACGCAUCACAAAAGUCCAUCAUCUUCUCGCAGUUCACCACUAUGCUGCAAUUGAUUGAGUGGCGCUUACGACGUGCUGGUAUCACGACAGUCAUGCUUGAUGGAAGCAUGUCACCUCCUCAACGACAGGCUUCUAUUGAUCAUUUCAUGAACAACGUUGGUGUAGAGUGUUUCUUGGUAUCCCUCAAGGCUGGCGGUGUGGCAUUGAACCUCACUGAGGCGUCACGCGUCUUCAUUGUUGACCCGUGGUGGAAUCCUGCAGCUGAGUGGCAAUCGGCUGAUCGAUGCCAUCGUAUUGGUCAGACACGUCCUUGUGUAAUCACACGCCUCUGCAUCGAGGAUUCCGUGGAGAGCCGUAUGGUCUUACUUCAAGAGAAGAAGACCAACAUGAUCAACUCGACCGUGAAUGCGGAUGAGACGUCCACUCAGAAGCUCUCACAGGAAGACUUACAAUUCCUUUUCCGAGGUACUUAAGUUAUCCUAUUCAUUAAUUUGCACUUGUACGAUAGGCGUGGUCGGCGGGCGUUCAAUAUCAACCAAGGCAAAAGGAAAAGGAGUACAGGAGUAAAGGGAGUGAUACGACCCCUAUAUACCCUAGGAUGAUCUUUUUAAUGACGAUUGGAACGACAAACCGAAUGGUAUUCGAUUUCAUUCAAUCUCUGAUUUCUUAGAGGAAAAUAAUGCACGCAUAAUGGAAGGCUUGGUGCUAGGUGUUUUUGCUUUUGCUUUACCACGCAGUUGGACUUUUACGUUCCUCUGCCCCCGAGCUAUGUAGCUAGAUAGUCCUAUUAGUACAAACGGCUAUAAGCCUCUCUGGACUGGAGUUUAUUGAACUGUGACUGGAAUAGAUAAUUUAUUUGUGA
Molecule: messenger RNA, 3655 nt
Organism: Hypoxylon trugodes
Lineage: Eukaryota; Fungi; Ascomycota; Sordariomycetes; Xylariales; Hypoxylaceae
Product: SNF2 family N-terminal domain-containing protein
Exons: 4
Coding region: 528-3266 (912 amino acids)
Molecular function (GO): metal ion binding; ATP-dependent chromatin remodeler activity; ATP binding
Source: RefSeq, a predicted model, not a curated record